Metarhizium acridum CQMa 102 is the source of this 3018-nucleotide messenger RNA. RefSeq lists its product as uncharacterized. Gene Ontology annotation, cellular component: nucleus; cytoplasm. Gene Ontology annotation, biological process: circadian rhythm; regulation of DNA-templated transcription. Lineage: Eukaryota; Fungi; Ascomycota; Sordariomycetes; Hypocreales; Clavicipitaceae. The record is from RefSeq and is a predicted model, not a curated record.
AUGCCAUUGCAGAAUCGAAACGCACAAGGCACAGAACCUCCCCCGCCGACAGGCCCUACGGGCCACCCAUUACCACGACGGGCCUCGCCAGGAAACUCGGUAACCUUGAAGCACCACCAACUCGCCCGCGAUGCUUCUCUCAGAGCAAGCCCCGGUUCGUCGCCGGCGGCGGCGAAUCCAAGCAAUGUCACAAGUUCGCCGCGCCGUAAUUCCUCCGGGGAGAGUCACGAAACGGGCCAGAGCGACCCGAAAAAAUGGUUUGAUUUGUCAAACCAAAACCCGACAGCAACGUUUGACAAUAAUGCCAUGGAUGUUGACCCCCCCUUCUUCCAGAAAGAGUCGGAUUUGUCAAAUGAAGACAAGCCAUACCAGUUCCAACGCCCGCCUCCUCCGCGGCUCGCCACCGGCCAGAGUAGCAGCGCGGAUGAUUAUCGCAGCGUGAUUGACGAUCUAACCGUCGAAAUCCAGAAGCUGAAGGAGGAAUUGAAGAGGUACAAGCAAAAGGGUCCGGAAACGCUGCGAAAGGACAAGCUUUUCGAAAUCAAGUACCAUGGCCUUCCAAGGCGUAGGAGACGAGAGUUAGAAUCGACGCUGCGUGACUUCGCGGCUAGCAUUGAAGACUCUCCAGAUGCCCCGUCGUCUCAGCGAAAGAAAUCAUUGCGACACGCCACGCGCGACCACAUGUACUCGGCUUCGGGAUCCGCUUCUAAGCACGCCUCCUCUUCGUCUGGCUCCAAUGCCAGACCUGUAGACUCUGCGUACGCGUCCAUGUCAAGCGCUGCUAAUUCAUCUGGAGCGUCUCUCGGCCGUCCAAGCGUGGGCUCGCGUGUCCGGUCUGACCAAAAGGUAGAAAACUACCUGCGCGACAUCCCUGAGGGUUUAUACCCACGCCACAUGAUAUUGACCGACAGGGACAGAAAGAAGUUAGUAGUAAGGCGCCUGGAACAAUUGUUUACAGGUAAAAUCGGCGGCCGGCAUGCGCGUCGAGCUAGACAUCGCCAAACCGACGGAGUCGAGGCAGAUCGGGCAUCAGCCGAUAUUGACUCUCGAGCUCAGCCUCCUCUUGCCAAACAGCAGCCCACUCCUGCUACCAAUGCUGCCGCUGGCGCCGCCGCCGCUGGAAAUUCAGAGCCGUCCCGGGAAGCCAAGAUUCUUCCGCCAGAACAACAGUCUGGUCACUCUUGCAAGAAAAGUCGAUCGCGAGAUAAUGGCUCGGCGUGUAAUUCUAACGGUGAUCAGACAGAGUCCGGGGGCAACGGGAACAGCAGUGGCUCAGGAACCAACACCUCGCCAUCUCAACCGCCCGCCCCCGACCAGCGACCCACACGUGUAAAGGAUCUGGAUCCGGAUCGGACUCAAGUUCCCUCUGAAAACAUGGAGUAUAUUCGACACUUGGGCUUGGUUCCUCCAGAGAUUAUACCAGAGUCGAACAAGAAUAACCUGGACGUGCAGCCGGAUGCUGAGGGUUGGGUGUACUUGAACCUGCUGUGUAACCUGGCGCAGCUACACAUCAUCAAUGUUACGCCAAGCUUCGUACGAUCUGCCGUGAACGAAAUUAGUACCAAGUUCCAGCUUUCACCCGACGGCCGCAAGAUACGUUGGCGAGGUGGUCGGGAUGGCACCAGGUUCUCCAGUGACAGUUCGAAUGAGAGUUCUCAGCAGAGCGCAGACACAGAAGAUUCCGACUCGGGACAACGCAAGCGGCAAAAGACUGGCAAUUUCACCGCGGAUGAUGUUCAGUCUGGCGGAAGUUCAAAAAGUCGUUCCAAGUUUGGCCCACAGGUGUCUGCUUCAUCGAACAGCUUUCACUACAAGCCGCUGUUUGUUCACAAUAGCUCCCCCAACGGAGAGACAUCGCUGGACGAAACCCUGUCAUCCUUUGGACCCAUUGACGAUAGCAAUGGGGACGAUUCACGAUGGAACUUGAGCGGCUCUGGCACGUCGAAUCGUCGGAAGCGUCGCCAUGACGGUGCCAUUAUUUAUUAUAGCGGCGCGCCGUUUUGCACUGACCUCUCUGGUGACCCUGGUGAUACAUCUCCUGCAACCUACAUGCUGUCCAGCGGCCAAGACCGCCAAAACUCUCAAGGACAAUCUUCCCGCCCGAUGCCGUACCGAUCUACAUCUGGUUCUUCCCUGGGCUAUCGUCCACUUGGCGAAAGGAACCAUGGUAUUGACACCAGCUUCAAGAUGGACAUUGACAGCAGUGACAGUGUUCCGGAUCUCACAGGUGACUCAGACUCCGAAUCAAGCAUCCCUGACUCUGAGUUUCCAUGGUCCUCUGCGCAACAGUAUAUUGAAGUGCAUCCACUGGAGCCUUGCGGUCUGGGAGGCGUCAUGCCAGACGACCACUUCAUGGUGGUUGUGACAACGAAGCGACCCAUGACAGAUGCCACGGCGUCAGAAUACCAGUCUACUAUACCGAGAAAGUCGGAGGAAGCCACUGAGUUUAUCAUCAGUCGAUUAGCAAGCAUGUCAACUUCAUCACCUGCUCCGCUUGCCACAAGUCAGCAAAACUUUUUUCCUAUUGAAAUCGACUACAUGUCGGGUAGGAUCAAGCGUCUGGCUCCAGUGCCGCUGCCUCCACCAGUCAUUUUUCUUCCGCCGUUCAGUACGGACACGUCAAGCUCGGGGGAGGAUGAUUUCGGCUCUGAGGAUGAUGACGACGCCCUAGAGUCGUCUGAAGAGCUGAUGAGCCGAGCUGUCAAUCCGCAUCAGUCAGAUGGCUACCCAGAUGGUGUGGACUUGAGCAGUGGCGACGAAGAUGGCGAAGACCCUGACGAGGAUGAUGCCGCUAAUGGGAUGUAUGAGCGAAUCGACAUGGAUGAUGUGUCCAAUUUCAAGCGUCCCAUUGUCAGUGCAAAGCGCCCGUCUAUUGGCAGCGCUGAGGCUGCACCUGGAAGCAUUCGACGCAGAAGCAAAAGUGCCAGUGCCGAUGCAGUGUUUCGAACCAGCGGCAGUUCAGCCGCAACCGCAGGAGGAGUGGAAAGCGGCCACAGCAGCAGCGAUGAAGAGAGUUGA